AAAAAAAAAAGCCCUAGAGCUGAGAUAGAGCUCAUCAGUAACCCGCGAGCACCAGAGCCCUAUUUCAGGCCACUCUGCAAGCCAAGCUCCUCCAUGUAAUGGGUUCUUAAGGGGGCCAGCUUACGGGCUAGGCGUCUCUACGACCUGAUAACUACUAUCGCCUUCCGCGUGCAGCUCUCUCUGCAGGCCCUUUCUUUUGCUGCAACAUUUAAUAAGGGGAAACAUCAUUUUAGGUGGUGGUGCAAGUGCAAGGGCACUAAUGUUCAGAAGCAACAAUAUCGUUGCCAGGAUUUUCGAGCGCCAAAUUCGCACUCCUCCACCUGGCACCAGUGUCCAUUGUGCUAGACGGUUUUAUGAGAACUUGGUUCCUAGCUAUACCAUAUAUGAUGUUGAGUGCCCAGAUCACUUGUUUCGCAAAUUCACUGAUGAUGGCCAAUACCUCAUAUGUUUCAGUAGAAAUCAUCAGGAAUUGAUUGUGUAUAGACCAACGUGGCUUUCAUUUUCGUGCACGGAAGAAGAUUGUGAUGUUCAUGAUCUUCCCCCUAAAGCAAAGAAGUUUGAUAGCUUUUUUACCCAGCUCUACUGCGUAUCACUUGCUUCCAGCAAUGAGCUUAUAUGUAAGGACUUCUUCCUUUACAUGGAGAGUAACCGAUUUGGACUCUUUGCUACUUCUACCGCACAAAUUCACGAUGCACCUGCUGUUGGUGGCGCCAUUCAAGGAGUUCCAUCAAUAGAAAAGAUAACGUUUCAUCUCUUGAGACUAGAAGAUGGCGUUGUACUUGAUGAGAAGGUUUUCAACGAUGAUUUUGUCAAUUUAGCCCAUAAUAUGGGUGUCUUCUUGUAUGAUGAUCUUCUGGCAAUUGUGUCACUUCGAUAUCAAACAGUACAUAUUCUUCAAAUUCGGGACUCUGGGAACCUGGUUGAUGUACGAGCAAUUGGGGCCUUUUGCCGUGAAGAUGAUGAACUUUUUCUCAAUUCAAAUGCUCCGUCUAUGGGUAUUCGCGACAAAAGUAAGCAACAUCAGCUGACCGAGAACCAUGUCGAGAAUGGCUUACAACAGAGUCGGCUUAGUCCAGAAAAUGCUUUUGUUAGUGGCAUUAAGCAGCGUUUGCUUUCGUUUAUAUUUCGAGGAAUAUGGAAUGAAGAAACAAAUCAUACUUUGAGGGUUCAGUACUUGAAGAAGAAGUUUUAUUUCCAUUUUCAAGAUUAUAUCGACUUAAUUAUCUGGAAGGUACAAUUCUUGGACCGGCACCACCUGCUAAUCAAGUUCGGCAGUGUAGAUGGAGCAGUAUCACGAACUACGGAUCACCACCCAGCCUUUUUUGCUGUAUAUAACAUGGAGACAACAGAUAUUGUAGCUUUCUAUCAGAACAAUGCAGAUGAGCUAUACCUCUUGUUUGAGCAUUUUUGUGACCACUUCCACACGACAUCGAAAAACUCAUUAUAUAUGAAUUUUAUAUCAUCUCACUCGAAUAAUAUUCACACUAGGGAGCAACUGAGAUCACUUAGAAAUAAAGCAACUAGUUCUUCACAGUUCGUGAAGAAGAUGCUGGCCUCCUUGCCUAUUAAUUCUCAGGCGCUGAGCCCUUCGCCUUAUUUUGACCAAUCUCUCUAUCGGUUUGAUGAAAAGCUGAUUUCUGCGGCUGACCGGCAUAGGCAGUCAACGGAUCAUCCCAUAAAGUUCAUCUUAAGAAGACCGCCGCAGACCCUCAGAUUUAAAAUCAAACCAGGCCCGGAAGGUGGAAACAUCGACAAUAGAACCAAAAAGAUAUCAUCAUUCCUGUUCCAUCCAUUUCUGCCAUUUGCUCUCUCCAUUCAGCAGACUCUGUUCUUGCAGCCCUCGGCUGUGAAUGUUCAUUUCCGGAGAUGAAACUGCUCCCUUCUCUUACUGGCUUCCUUCUUCAUAUGUUUACCGAUGUAGGCAGCCGUUCAUCCUACCAAGAUUGUAGUUAAAAUCUGAGAAACUUGUAUCUAAUUAUCUCACGGUAUUUGAUCUGUAAAAUAAAUGUAUAUUUCUUUUUAUUGAGCAUACACAUAGGAAAGUUCACUCUGAUUGUAACUUUGCAAUGAUUGUGUACGUCUAGUUUGUUGUGAUGCAUUAACUUUCGUUUAUUGUUGUUGUUUCUUUCAUUUCUGUAAAUUCCACCAAACCAUAUUUUGUAUAGAUUU
This is a messenger RNA of Morus notabilis, 2169 nucleotides long. RefSeq names its product light-mediated development protein DET1. Lineage: Eukaryota; Viridiplantae; Streptophyta; Magnoliopsida; Rosales; Moraceae. Gene Ontology annotation, biological process: positive regulation of proteasomal ubiquitin-dependent protein catabolic process; protein ubiquitination; carbohydrate metabolic process. The record is from RefSeq and is a predicted model, not a curated record. The transcript has 13 exons. Gene Ontology annotation, cellular component: nucleus; cullin-RING ubiquitin ligase complex. Gene Ontology annotation, molecular function: ubiquitin protein ligase binding; ubiquitin-like ligase-substrate adaptor activity. The coding region runs from base 260 to 1870 and encodes 536 amino acids.